AGGUACUUGAGCGGGUGCAGCACGACAGGACAAUGUCCCGAGGGCGCGCUCUACGUCCUCGACGCGCUCCUCGACCCCGAAUGCGACCCCGAACGCUACGUCGGCCACCUCGCGUCCACCGCCGUCCUCGCCCAGGCCCACUCCUGCGCAGCAAACGCCCACUUCCUGAAACUGAUGGCCUCGUCCGACCAGAUCCUCGACAUGGUCAUGGACGAGCGCCGCUUCCGGCGCACGGAGAACGCGCUCGACGAGGACCCCGCGCUCGCCUACUUUAUCUUCGCCGUGCAGCAUGCGAACCUGAGCGCGAAGCUCGGCCUUGUCUCGCCCGUCGUCCUGCAGAUCGGGUUCGCGGCGCGUGAAACGGGUGCUAGUCUCGGCGUCGAGCCGUGUCAGAUGAAGCGAUCCCGUCAUGUGCGCUUCUUAUGGGGCGCUGUGAUGGCGAACUUGGAGGAGAUCUACGAUGAGGAGCGGAAAAGGCGGGAGGCAUUGCACGGAAGGCGAGGUGGCUGUGUUUGCGCGGCGGAGGGGUGUGGGAUACGUGCAGAGGGGGGCGCGACGCUGAGGGCGUGUUCCGGGCGAUGCCCGCGGGAUCUCAAGCCGCACUACUGCAGCAAAACGUGCCAGAAGAAGGACUGGCCGGCGCAUAAGACGGUAUGCAAAGCCGGUUCC
Messenger RNA from Trametes versicolor FP-101664 SS1, 669 nucleotides. RefSeq lists its product as uncharacterized. The transcript is spliced from 2 exons. The annotation marks the transcript as partial. The record is from RefSeq and is a predicted model, not a curated record. NCBI's taxonomy places the organism in Eukaryota, Fungi, Basidiomycota, Agaricomycetes, Polyporales, Polyporaceae.